Molecule: messenger RNA, 1880 nt
Organism: Panicum hallii
Lineage: Eukaryota; Viridiplantae; Streptophyta; Magnoliopsida; Poales; Poaceae
Product: homeobox protein ATH1-like
Exons: 5
Coding region: 283-1683 (466 amino acids)
Biological process (GO): regulation of transcription by RNA polymerase II
Molecular function (GO): DNA-binding transcription factor activity, RNA polymerase II-specific; RNA polymerase II cis-regulatory region sequence-specific DNA binding
Source: RefSeq, a predicted model, not a curated record
GUAGCCAGGCCAGCUUGAGAGUGUUCAGCGUAUCUUGUGAGAGUGUGCUUCAGAAGCUUGGUCCUUUUGUGUUCUUGCUCUCUCUGUCUAUAUACCUGUGCCGGCCUUUGAUCUUUCAGGUUGCUGCUUCCUGGGAUGAGAGGCUACCACUACAAGGAGAGAGGGGCAACGCAGUGGUGGUUGGCGUUUCAGUAGGCUGUCAGUGUUCCUCCCCUUGAUUUGAUAAGGUCCUUUUUAAUUCGGUACAACGUUUGACACCUUCCUGAAUCCUGAGCCUGGAAGAUGACCGGCAACGCGUCUUAUCAGCAGCUCGGACUUGGAGUCGACGCCAUGAUGAGCGGCUGCUUCGUCAGCGGCGGCGCCGGCAGCGUGGUCGGCGCCGACACACAGGUCUUCCAUGAUGGCAGCUUCGGGUUCGGCGAACCGGCGGAUGUCGCCGCGAGCUUCUUGAUGGACGGCGGUUCGAUGCUCGCCGGCCAGCUGCAGCUGAUCCGCGCCGCUGCCACGCAGAGCGUGUCGCCGGAGGAGAUGCGCGGCGUCGCCUACGGCGGCUACGGCCCGUCGCCCUCGGAUGUCACCGUUGCUCACGCGCCCAAGGUGGCCAAGCUUGCCGAGGAGACGGAGGGCAGCUGGAUCCACGAGCCGUACUACGGCCCCACGUGGUUCUCCGGCGAUGGCUUCCGGGACCCGUUCGCCGCGGCGGCGAGCGAGCUGUCGCUCAGGCUACGCCCCGAGUCGUUGCCAGCCGGUGGCGUGAACGUCAGCCUGCCGGACCAGUCCUCUGAGGUGAGCUGCUCCGGCUUGACCCACGCGAGCAGCAGCGCCGCCGGCAGUGUGUUCCAGACUCCUUGCGGCGGCGGAGACAUGGCGCGUCCUGGGCCCCUGCACUUCUCUCAUGUCCUGCCGCGGUGGUCGGGGUACGCGCACGUUACGCAGCAGACGCUGGAUGAGUUUGUCGUCUGCCUGCUGCAAGACGUGGCAGGGUUCCCCGGCUCGGCCGGCGGCGGCGGCGAGACGAGCUGCCCGCUGCCAAUAUCGAGCUCUUCCAAGACGACGUCAUCCAACGCGUCCGCGUUUCUCGGUUCGGAAGAGCACGCGCACCAGAAGGUGAAGAACGAUCUCCAGAAGCUGUUACAGCUGCUGGACCAACGGUGCAACCAGUGCGUGGACGAGAUCCAGAGCGCGGCGUCCAAGUACGGCGGCAUGGUCGGCGGCGGCGCCCUCCUGGCGCCGUUCGCGCACCGCGCGGUGUCCGCGACGCACCGGAGGCUCCGGGCGCGGAUCACGGGCGAGAUCGCGGCGGCCUCGCGAAGACGUGAGCCGCCGCCGCCGCCGUCGUCGCUGACGCUGGCCGACAGGGAGCGGAGCUGGGAGUCGGCCUUCAUCCAGAAGCACUGGGCGCUGCGGCAGCUCAGGCGCGGCGACCAGCAGUCGUGGCGGCCGCAGCGCGGCCUGCCGGAGAAGUCCGUCGCCGUGCUCAAGGCCUGGAUGUUCGAGAACUUCCUCCGCCCGUACCCCAAGGACAACGAGAAGGAGAUGCUGGCGGCGAGGAGCGGCCUGAGCAGGAGCCAGGUCUCAAACUGGUUCAUCAACGCCCGUGUGAGAUUGUGGAAGCCGAUGAUAGAGGAGAUGUACGAGGAUCUCAAGAAGGCCUCCGGAGGAGGCGAGGGCGUGGCUGCCUGAACAUCAGAGCAGCUGAGCUGGGUGUCCACGUCCACGAUGGAGUUUCUGUAAACUCUCAGCAAUGCUCUGGGAGCUUUUGUACGACCAUUGAUGCCACCCUGUUAUCUGUAUUUGCAUAACCUUACAACCUUCCUGGCGUAUGUAUAAAAUUGCCAGUAUGCAGGUUGUAUUGUAGACACUUUUUGCCACAUCCUAUC